Molecule: messenger RNA, 426 nt
Organism: Paramuricea clavata
Lineage: Eukaryota; Metazoa; Cnidaria; Anthozoa; Malacalcyonacea; Plexauridae
Source: the annotation of a GenBank genome assembly
AUGAAUGGAAAGAUUUGCAUCGUAAUCUUGUUCACUUUGUCGGUCGUCUCCCUGUGUCACUCUCUCCUCCUGCAAGUCGGUGAUGAUGAACUAAUUGCUGAAGUGAACAAACGAGUAAAUAAUCCUGAAAUCGACUUCGAUCUCGUACUACAAAAAUACAAUUUGACUUCGUUCCGAACUCUUCUUAUGAACGCAAAGCUGUUUGAUAGGCUGAAUGUUACAAACACGAGUUACACCGUAUUCGCGCCAACUAACAAAGCAAUCAUGAAUGCUAAAAGUUUGCUCUUGAACACCACUCGUCUGCCUGAAAUACUCAUGUACCACGUACAUCUGGGUGCUUUCCCUACAAGCAACAUAGAACAAAAUAUGAAGUUGAAAACAUUGCUUGGAGGUCAGAAGAAAAUAAGGUUCGAGAGGUAUAAAGGG